Messenger RNA from Eleginops maclovinus (Patagonian blennie), 4611 nucleotides. RefSeq lists its product as uncharacterized. The transcript has 2 exons. Lineage: Eukaryota; Metazoa; Chordata; Actinopteri; Perciformes; Eleginopidae. Gene Ontology annotation, molecular function: protein dimerization activity. The coding region runs from base 1953 to 4460 and encodes 835 amino acids. The record is from RefSeq and is a predicted model, not a curated record.
UAUAUAUAUAUAUAUGUAUGUAUAUAUACAGUUAAUUAACUGUGCAAUAUUUACCUGGCUUCUCUACCUCAGAACGGUUUGUGAGGUCUAUUUUUAGGUCUCUGUAAAAUUGUGUAAUUUCUGUAUAUAUUUUUUGUAUCUUUUUGAAACAUUAAGCUGUCUGUGGCUCUUUCUUUGCUGUAACAACUGAAAAUGUCCCCUCUGUGGGAUGAGUAAAGCAGAGCUGCCAACAUACACGAUUUUGGCGUAGCAGAUACGAUUUCCAGGCCCUAAUUACGCCGCUACGCUUGAUUUGAAUAUCCUACGCAUUACCCAACAAAUCGAAAAAUGAAUCGUGUAGCUGGCAGCCUCGUGCCUGUGUUGACAUCCAACCAGCCCUAAAGCUCACAUAUAAGCCGUUUUAUGAUUCGUCCCUUGCGUUGACAAAGAGCCAAUAGGAUCGGCUGUACUUCUUUUUUGUAAUACCCUCACUACUGUUACCAGGAUGCUAUGCUGUUUUGGCUCCCGCUGUUGAUGAAGAAUUCUAUUCAUGUAGACCAGUGCCGUGCGGUGAAAAAUAUGUGAAGUCAAUAGAGUUUAUUAAAACAUAAUUCAAUUGGCAGCUUGCACAUUGACUACUGGUUGUUUUUCAUAUUUUAUCUCAGCAUUCUUCACACACACCUAUGAUAGGUACAACGAGUUGGCAGUUGGUAGCUAGAGAACUCGUGUUAAUAACUGGUAGGCUAAUAUAUUAUUUCAUGCGAAGAUGCACAGGCACCCUGAGGAUUUUUACCUUUACCCAUUGAAAUACAAUGAGUUAAAUCGGGGAAACUAUAACAUCAGCUCGAUAACUAGCUAUCAUUACAUGCGAAUUGAACGCUUCCAUUUAAAUCGUUUAGGUUAUUUAAGUCUCUUGAGCUAGCUAGCAUAGCAACUAGAUAACUAUAGCAACCAAAAAACACAACUUUAGCUGCACAGUUUAAUUUCUCAAACUCAGCUCACCAAUACAUUAAAAAAAAAGAUCGUUGGGUUCAAAGUGAUCACAACGACGUUGUAUGAUGUUAAAUGGAUGACAGACAUUAAACAAUCCCCUCGGAAACACUCGGAUAUCAAUGUAAUCUUGGCUAAUAAUUAAACGUACUGGUGGCUUUCCAUUCGUCUGCAUUUGCAUUGUUGUAUUUUGUGGCAGAUUCAUCGGGGUAAAUCAUUAUGGUUACAUACUGUUACAUAUAUAUAUCGGGGUAAAAUCCAUCAAGCAUCUUUGUAACACAGCAGGGAGGCAUUAUACAGGAGGGAAUAUUUCCUCACUUGCAUCUUUGUUACAGAGCAGGGAGGCAUUAUACAGGAGGUGCUAAUUUCUCACUAGCUCCGCUUUGUGAGGGAUUGCUCAAUCUGACGUGAGGCGCCGCUCUUUGCCUUACCCCGCUUGUCUCCUCUGCUCAGGUCACGAGCAAAUUCAGCUAUUUUGGUUAUAAAAUUAUUUAAGAUCAUUGGAAUCAUACAAAAAUUACAUUUAUAGCACAGAUAAGUAGAACAUUGUGGAGAUCGUAAUGAAACGCAGGAGACGUUCAUUACAGUUCAGCACACGAAUGCGUGUCUCGUUAAUCACAGUCAAAGUUAACAAAACAAGAUGGCGCUGUCCUGUAAACCAACAAGCAUGGGGCUCCACGUCAUCGUAAACACAGAUUAAUUAAAGGGACCACGAUCCCUUUUUACAGUUGUACUUUCAAGCAUAAACCAACGGUCAUACUUACAGGCAUGAAACAACAGUGUGUAGAACCACACUUUAGAAGGAGGUGAAUUAUGUGUAUUACAGUCACUACAACAUAUUAAUAUCUGGGUUUUUUUCAUUAUAUAAUUUAACAUAUGUGUUGUGUUUUUAUUAUCUUAAUUUCUAAUGGACCAAUGAUAAUUCGUGAAUACACUAUGCCCGCGAAAUCGCGGAGCAAGCUGUCAGUUGAAGUCUAUCAAAAAUGGAUGGUGAACGUACUUGUCCUCCGCUGAAAAAGCGGCGAAUUUCUGAACAGCGCUUCAAGCUAGAAUAUAACGCAGAAUGGCCGACCAUCACCCGGUCGAAGCUGGACGACUUCCACGCUUACUGUAUGUUGUGUAAGACAGAUUUUAGCGUGAGGCAUGGGGGCCGACACGACGUUGAAAAGCACAUCAGGACUGCUAAACACACGUCAUACAAGGCGGCAGUGGAAGCUACAAGGCCCAUCGCGGGCUUCUUUACGGUUGACAGUGACACCAGUGUCAUAAAUGCCGAAGUGCUCGCUGUGGACUUUCUGGUGGAACACAACAUCCCGAUCGCGGUGGCCGACCACAUCGGGCCACUGGUGAAAAAGAUGUUUCCGGACUCGAAAAUCGCUGGAAAGUAUGGGUCUGGUCGCACAAAGAGCAGCGCCAUUGUUGGAGCUCUUGCCAAGGAGGAUGCGUCUGUGAUCACGGAGGCAAUGAGGACAGCUCCAUACUCCCUAGCCACGGAUGGGAGCACUGACUAUGGAGACUGUAAGCUGUAUCCUCUUGUUGUGAAGUACUUUGAUCGAGGACUUGGGCGUGUUCUGACAGUACUCCUAUCUUUGCCAGAGUGUCAUGAGGCAUCUACUGGGCAGAACAUAUUCAAACUCAUUGACAAUGAACUUGAGAAACGUAGCAUAUCCUGGGACAACUGCAUGAGUUUUGGGGCAGAUAAUGCCAUGGUGAUGCAGGGACUCAAAGCUGGCACGGCAGGCUACAUCAACAAAAAAAACAGUGCAGUAUAUGUGCUGGGAUGCCCGUGCCAUCUAAUUCAUCUAGCUGCAGAAAAAGCUGCUGCUCAGCUUCCAGUGUCCAUUGAAGAGCUGCUGGUGGACAUAUACUUCUACCUAGACAAAUCCAGCAAGAGGAAACAGGGACUGAAGAAAUUUCAGGAUCUGUGUGGAGUGGAAAUGAGAAAGAUUGUUAAACAUGUAAGUACGAGGUGGCUCUCUUUAGAUAAAUGCAUCGCCAGGUUGUUGCAGCAGUGGCCUGCAUUGCUGCAAUACUUUGAGUCAGAACAGUCUGGGCACAGCAGCAAGGACAAGACCACGCAGAGCAGCAGCAAGGACAAGACCACGCAGAGCAGCAGCAAGGACAAGACCACGCAGAGCAGCAGCAAGGACAAGUCCACCCACAGUGUUAGCAAGGACACAUCAACCCACAGUAGCAGCAGCAAGGACAAUUCUCAGUUUGAUUUGGCAGGCUAUCUCUUUCGCCAACAAAACCUAGCCAAAUUCUGUCAGGGAAAGAAAACACCAGCAGCUGCAACCACACAGCCCAAGACUGCAACGGCAAAGCCCAACACAUCUAGCGCUGCACCCACUCGGCCCAAGACAUCUAGCACUGCACCCACUCGGCCCAAGACAUCUAGCACUGCACCCACUCAGCCCAAGACAUCUAGCACUGCACACACUCAGCCCAAGACAUCUACCACUACACCCACUCAGCCCAAAACAUCUAGCACUGCACCCACUCAGCCCAAGACAUCUAGCACUGCACCCACUCAGCCCAAUACAUCUAGCACUGGAACCACUCAGCCCAAGACAGGGGCACAACAGAGAGUGCAGAGGGCAUGUCAACAUCUGCAGGACCCAACAUUCCAUCUUUACUGCUACUUUCUAAGUGCGGUCCUGCCGAUAUUUGAUGAGGCCAACACUCUGCUGCAGCUAGACAAACCCUGCAUACAAAUACUACACAGGACUUUGACCACACAGCUGAAGAAUCUCUUGAACCGAUUUGUGAAGCCUCAGGUGAUCAAUGCAGCUGCUAAGGUUCACCAGGUACCAUUCAGGGAACCAAGCAACCAGAAGAGCAAUGAGACCUUGUUCAUUGGGCAAAACACCAGAGACUUCAUAAGAGAUCACCCUGAGCUUGAGGAGCUGCAGCUUGCCCAGGUCUUCAGCGCUGUGCGGGCAUUCUACAUGAAGGCUGUUGAGUACAUGGUGAAGAAGUUUCCCUAUGAUGACCCAGUGAUAAGGAAUGCUUCUGUGGCUGACAUGUCUGCACGGGACAGCGCAGACUUCAAUUCUGUGAGGUACUUCACAGGCAGAUUCCCCUGCUUGAAGAUGAGUGCUGAGGAGAUGGACAAGCUUGAGGGUCAAUUCAUGACCUACCAAACCGAUGCUCUGCCAGAAAGCAUCACCAGCUGUGACAGACCAGACACACAGUGGCACCUGAUGAGUCAGCUGAAGGAUGGAAAUGGCCAUCUCAAGUACCCUUUACUCUGCAAGGUAAUGCUGGCUAUCCUCUGCAUCUUCCAUUCCAAUGCAGACUGCGAACGCAUCUUCAGUCUUGUCACAAAAAACAGAACGGAGUUCAGACCUAGUAUGGGAAUGGAGACCCUGAGUAACCUCAUUACCCACAAACAAUUCAUGGUGGCAAAGGGGUCUGUCUGCUACAAGCAGGCGUACUCCAAGACAACUCUUGCCAAGGCCAAGUCAGCAACCUAUGACCAUCUAAAGUGAGAGGUUGAUGAGAUGGUCAUGUCACAGCCAAAGGUUCCCUUGAGUUGAACUCUGUUCUAAAAAAAGGCUGUGUAAAGGUUUUUCAUGUGUUAUUGUUCAGUAUUGUUUCAUGAUGAAUUCUGUUCGGUUAAUAAAAAUAUUUUUUUGUGUA